Molecule: messenger RNA, 1575 nt
Organism: Hydractinia symbiolongicarpus
Lineage: Eukaryota; Metazoa; Cnidaria; Hydrozoa; Anthoathecata; Hydractiniidae
Exons: 4
Coding region: 440-1459 (339 amino acids)
Source: RefSeq, a predicted model, not a curated record
GUGAAAUUUUUUAGAUUUUUGUUUAUUUAUUUUUUUAAUUUACUUUGUCUUUAAAUUAUCUUUAUAAUCAUAAGGGAACUUCUAUCAUUAGUGUAACAAGCGAAAAACCUCUUUAUUUGGCGCCUAAUGUAAUGUUUUAAUCAUGAUAAAAAGGGAUGUGGUUACUUUUCUUGUAGUUAACAAUGAUAUAUACAGUAUCAAGCUAUAUCAACUCUCCUGAAUGGAAUCUUUUACAUAUUUAAAAUCUUCUAUUUAUGAUUCUGGUGACUAAGGAAAACACAUCUUAUUACUAUAACCAUCUUCAAUAUAACAUUCUACAUACUAUAUUCAACUUUUCUAUUUACGAUUUUUUAGCUAAUGGAAACAAACGUUAACUCAUUUUUGUUCUGAAAACUUAACAAAGAAUAAAUAUUAAGGACAUUCUUAUAUAGUACACAAAAUGUUUUGGGGUACAAUAUUCUUAGCAAUAAUUCCAAGUGUUGUUUCCACUUCAAACUUGGAAAGGAGAAAGGAGAUUAGACAAGGUGUAUCGGUUAGUUGGUUAAACAUGAGACGAUAUUCUAAUCGCAUUUUAAACAUUCCGGCUAUAGCAUCGUUUUCCACAACUACAAAAGAAAAGUGCGGAAGUCUAUGUUUGUCAACUCCAACAUGUAGGAGUUUGAAUUUGAAAGAAGAAUCUCCCUCUCAAUACCAAUGUGAAUUGCUUGAUCAAGACAUGUUUGAAGCAAAUUGCGCCUUUUUAUGGGAUGAAAUCACAUCUCACUUUGCCUUUGUGAGCAACUGCACGAACGAUUAUAAUAUCUGCAACGAUCCACGUAAGAUUUGUGUUCCUGAUGAGAGGUUGAAUACAUAUACAUGCGAACAAAAGCAAAAUAUUCAACUCAAUCAGAAAAGCUUUUGUCCACUUGGAAACUAUCAUCUCCAAGUUUACAAUGUGAAUUGGAGACUUCCAUAUUGUUUUCUUUGUCUAGGACUUGAUGGGUCUAUUAUGAUUCUUAAAAACUCCCAAUUAAGUGGCAACAGGACUUGGAAGGAAUACAGAAAUGGUUUUGGUAAAGUAAACAAGAAUGGAGAUUUUUGGAUUGGUUUAGAAAUGCUACAUCAACUAACAAACCCACCAGUCAUUCUUUCCUUCUAUAUAGCAGAUUCAACGGGCCAGCGAUACGAUGUUGAACUGCAUAAUUUUACUGUUUCAUCAGAAUUGGAUUUUUACAGGAUGCACGUCGCUUCACAAGGAGGAGAAAAUAACCUUGUGGAUUACCAUUCCGGGAAACCAUUUAGUACGUUCGACCAUGGCAUAAAUACAGAAAAAGCAAAAUUAUUUGGCUCUGGAUGGUGGUAUGGUGAUACAGAAGGGAUGAAUUGGUUCACAAGACAUGAUAAAGGUUUAAGUGGUUUCAUUACUGAGAGAAAAUUGAAAGUAUUUAAUGUUCGCAUAUCACGCUAUGUAAACACAUAGGUUGGGGGUUAGAAACAUAAAAAAAAGAAAUAACUGGCAUACAGUAACGUUCUCUAUUUUAAACUCGCUUUACACUUUUUUUAAAAAAACAAAAAGCAGAGAGAAAGAGAGAAAAG